This is a messenger RNA of Entamoeba histolytica HM-1:IMSS, 714 nucleotides long. Its product is annotated as PX domain protein. Gene Ontology annotation, cellular component: endosome. Lineage: Eukaryota; Evosea; Mastigamoebida; Endamoebidae. The record is from RefSeq and is a predicted model, not a curated record. The transcript is spliced from 2 exons. Gene Ontology annotation, molecular function: phosphatidylinositol binding. The coding region runs from base 1 to 714 and encodes 237 amino acids.
AUGGGAGAUAAUAAAGAAGAUAUUAUUAAACUAAAUGAUAGAAAAGAUACCCAAAUAAAAGAACAACCAUUAAAUACAGAAGUGUCAAAAUUAGACCCAUUAGAAGUUAAUGAGAUAGAAAGAAAAGAAAAGAAAAUAAAUGAGAUUGAAUCUGAUGAGUAUGAAAAACAGUUAAAAGAAGAAGAAGAGUUUAGAAAGAAAAGAAAAUGUGACACUGUCCUAAGUGAAGCAGUAAACAGUACUGAAUAUAAUCAACCAGAAUAUAUUGAAGUUACUGUAAGUUCUCCAGAAUUAGUUGUAGACUCAACAGGAAAAUAUACAGUCUAUACUGUGACAACAAGAUCUUCUCAUCAAGAAUAUGCACCAGGAAAUUAUUCAGUAAAAAGAAGGUAUUCUCAAUUUCAGUCAUUAAGAAGUCAAUUAAAAACAAUACAAAAACAAUCACCACAAGCAAACGAUUGGGGAAAAAUACCAAAAUUACCAGGAGAUACUUUUAAAUCAUAUUAUAUACCUGGUUAUAGAUUUAAACCAGAAUUUACUGAACAACGAGCAAAAGAUUUAACAAGGUUUAUUAAUAAUUUGCUUAAACAUCCAUCAUAUUUAUUCAAUGAAGUUACAAUUAAUUUUUUAACAAAACCUGACUUUGAAAUAAUAAAACCAAAAACUCAAAUAGUAUGGGGAAAUGGUGAUGAAAGUUCAUCAUCAUCAGAAUAA